Messenger RNA from Solanum verrucosum, 1925 nucleotides. RefSeq names its product GRAS family protein RAM1-like. Gene Ontology annotation, cellular component: nucleus. Gene Ontology annotation, molecular function: DNA-binding transcription factor activity; sequence-specific DNA binding. The record is from RefSeq and is a predicted model, not a curated record. Bases 792 to 1925 code for a protein of 377 amino acids. Gene Ontology annotation, biological process: regulation of DNA-templated transcription. Lineage: Eukaryota; Viridiplantae; Streptophyta; Magnoliopsida; Solanales; Solanaceae. The transcript is spliced from 2 exons.
UUUUUACAAGGUUAUUGAUUUAUCUUUAUCUAGAGAUUUACCUUAUAAGUGACUUGAUCAUGUAAGUUUUUACUUCAUCAGUACAUAGAACUUAAAUCCUGUUUGUUUUCCAUAUUUCUAGUGUAAUUCUUCUUUUACUAAUGUUUACUCUUGCUUGAUUAUUUUUGUCAUUUCUUUAACCUCUGAUAUUGUUCUUUUAUGCCAGGCCGGUUUUAAGAGAUAAUAUUUAGAUGGAGGUUUAGCCUUUUUAUAAGUUUGUCUCUUUAUAUACAUAGUAAAAUAUCAAAUGGACAUAUUUGUUGCUCUUGGAUUUCUUCUUUGUCAUUUCUGUUGAUUCAUUGAGGAUAGAACAAGAAAGGAUUUUCCCAAAAAACAAAUUCAGAGGCUUAUAAGUCAGUGUAAAGUGAAUAUGCUCUUCAUCGAAAAAAAAGUGUGAAGUGAAUAUGCUCUUCAUUGAAAAAAAGUGUGAAGUGGAUAUGCUGAUUAAAAAGUCUACUUCUACAUAUUUUCUGACUCUAGUGUGGCUGAUCAUCGCCUUGGUAAGUUAUUGCCUCACCAAUAGUUAAUCAGACACAAGACCCUCCUCGGGCAGAUUCCUCUUUUUGCUCCUCUGUCCACAGGUCUUAGCAGCCGUUUCCAGCUGUUGUUCCCCUCUCAAGAGCAGGUUCUUACGUAUUACUCAACCGUCCACCAUUGGAAAUACCACUUUCCCUACGACUUGCAUGUGCUAAGCAUGGUGUCAGAGAUCAUCCGGAGCCAGGACAGGACUAUUCUUCUCAAGCAUUUUCCCAAUGCAGGAUUUGGACCUAGCUGAACUACUUCAAGCUUCUGCUCAACUGGUUGCAACUCGAACAUUUGAUCGUGCUAGAAAGCUGCUAAGCUUGUGUAACCAGUCUGCUUCUGCUACUGGUACUCCGGUCCAGAAAAUCGUGUAUUAUUUUGCUGAUGCUCUUCAACACAGAAUUGAUAGAGAGAUGGGGAAAAUGCUAUUUACUGGAGAAGAAGAUAUUGAAGUAUAUUCUAUUGAGAUGGAAGAGUUUAUCAUGGAUCUUGAACCUGCUGAAUUUGCAAAGAGGCCAUUGUAUGCCUACCGCCAAGCGACUAAAUUCACUGGAAUACAAGCCAUCUUAGAUUGUACAAUAACAGCAAAAAGGGUUCACUUGAUUGAUCUUGCUAUAAAAAGUGGAUCACACUGGACAACGUUUAUGCAAGUUGUUGCUGAUCUAGAUAAAUGCCCACUCGAGCAUCUCAAAAUAAGUGCUGUUGGAAGGUCCAAAAGGAUGAUGGAAGAUGUAGGGAGGAGAUUGUCAGCUUUUGCUGCUGAGACAUUAGUAAAUGUAUCUUUUUGCUUCAAAACAGUUGUUUCAGACCUGAAGAAUCUUAAGUCAGAUUCCUUCGAUGUAGAGGCUGAUGAAGUCGUUGCAUUUUACUCAGAUACAAUUCUUUGGACUAUGUUAGCUUGGCCUAAUGAACUUGAAUCUAUGAUGGAGGUUAUUAGAAGCCUUGACCCUUGCAUAAUGGUGGUCAUUGAAGCAUUAGCAAACACAAAUUUACCAAAAUUUAUAGAUUCUUUCGACGAGUCUUUAACACACUUCAGUGCUGUUGCUGAUUGUUUUGACGUUUACCACAAGGGUGUAGCAAUAUCUGGAGGAUUUUACAUACAAAAAAUCAUCAGAAAUAUGAUCACAUAUCAUGGAGAAGAGACCGUUCCUCGCUAUGGGGAUCUUAAAGUGUGGAGGGACUUGUUUUCCAGGUUCCAUAUGGUGGAAACAGAACUGAGCCACUCAUCCUUAUGCCAAGCAAGUUUACUGUUUGAGCUGCCCAAGUUCCGCGGAUUCUGCACUUUUGAGCUGGAUGGAAAAUGGCUAGUUAUCAGUUGGAAAGGAACCCCAAUCAUCUCUGCUUCUGCCUGGACGUUCCACUAA